Messenger RNA from Schizosaccharomyces osmophilus, 1137 nucleotides. RefSeq names its product ARP2/3 actin-organizing complex subunit Sop2 (gene arc1). The record is from RefSeq and is a predicted model, not a curated record. Gene Ontology annotation, cellular component: Arp2/3 protein complex; actin cytoskeleton. Bases 1 to 1137 code for a protein of 378 amino acids. Gene Ontology annotation, molecular function: actin filament binding. The transcript is spliced from 2 exons. Gene Ontology annotation, biological process: Arp2/3 complex-mediated actin nucleation. Lineage: Eukaryota; Fungi; Ascomycota; Schizosaccharomycetes; Schizosaccharomycetales; Schizosaccharomycetaceae.
AUGUCGAGCUUUCAGCUUCUAACCGUCCUUCCAAAACCUUCCUAUGAACAUGUCUUUAACAAAGAACGCAAUGAAUUUGUGACUACAACAGCUACAAAUCAAGUAGAGGUAUAUAAACAACAUGGCCUCGAUUGGAUUCUCAACAAAGCGUUCAGCGAUCACGAAAAGAUUGUCACAUGUGUUGACUGGUCUCCUGUUACCAACCGUAUCGUAACAUGCUCGCAAGACCGCAAUGCGUAUGUGUAUGAGAAACGUUCUGAUGGAAGCUGGAAACAGACUUUAGUCCUACUUCGAUUGACACGUGCCGCUACGUUUGUCCGCUGGUCUCCCAAGGGUGACAAAUUUGCCGUGGGCAGCGGUGCCCGGGUCGUUUCAGUGUGCUAUUUUGAAGAAGAAAAUGACUGGUGGGUCAGUAAGCAUUUAAAGCGCCCAUUGAGAAGCACCAUCUUGUCUUUGGAUUGGCACCCCAACAACGUUCUGCUUGCUGCUGGUUGUGCCGAUCGAAAGACGUAUGUAUUGUCCGCCUACAUUCGUGAUGUCGAUGAAAAGCCUGAAGCUAGUGUCUGGGGAUCUCGUCUUCCCUUCAACACCGUUUGUGCCGAAUAUCCUGCUAAUGGCUGGAUCCAUUCUGUCCAGUUCUCUCCAUCAGGAAAUGCUUUGGCAUACACCAGUCACGAUUCUUCCCUUAGUAUCGUAUACCCAAGUGCUCCAGAGCAACCUCCUCGCGCUUUUGUUACUCUCAAAUUGCCCCAGCUUCCCCUUCAUUCUCUUUUAUGGGUGAACGAAACCACCAUUGUCGCUGCUGGCUAUAAUUAUGCACCUCUGCUUUUCCAAGGAAACGAAUCUGGUUGGUCUUUUAUUGGUGACUUGGACCCUGGUGCUUCCAAAACCGCAGCUGCUCAAACCGGAAAGGAUGCCGAAAAAGAUGAAGAAGAAUCUGGACCCGUUUCUUUCUCUGCCUUGCGUUCUACCUUCCGAAACAUGGAUUUAAAGGGUUCUAGCGAGUCUGUUUCUUCUUUGCCUACCGUACACCAAAACAUGGUUUCUUCUCUUCGCCCAUAUUCCGGUGCUCCAGGAAGCAUGAAGUCCUUCACCUCUAGCGGCACAGAUGGUUGCAUCGUUUUGUGGAACGUUUAA